Molecule: messenger RNA, 1770 nt
Organism: Lachnellula hyalina
Lineage: Eukaryota; Fungi; Ascomycota; Leotiomycetes; Helotiales; Lachnaceae
Gene: sti1
Product: Heat shock protein sti1-like protein
Exons: 4
Coding region: 1-1770 (589 amino acids)
Molecular function (GO): Hsp90 protein binding
Source: RefSeq, a predicted model, not a curated record
AUGGCGGACGAACUAAAAGCUCUUGGCAACAAGGCCAUCGCGGAGAAGAACUUCGACGAGGCUAUUGAAAAGUUCACUGAAGCCAUUGAAAUCGAGCCUACGAACCACAUCCUCUACUCCAAUCGGUCGGCUGCCUUCGCCUCUAAGAAGGACUACCAGAAUGCUUUGAACGAUGCUAACAAAGUCACGGAAAUAAAGCCAGACUGGGCCAAGGGCUGGGGACGUAAAGGUGCUGCACAACAUGGACUCGGAGAUCUAGUGGCGGCUCACGAUGCGUACGAAGAGGGUCUGAAGCUCGACCCUAACAAUGCACAAAACAAGUCAGGCCUUGCCUCUGUCAAGCGUGCCAUUGAUGCGGAAGCCAAAGAAGGGAAUUUAGAUGGUGUUACAGGCGAUCCUCUUGGUGGUGGACUUGGUAAUAUGUUUACCGACCCACAGCUCUACCAGAAGCUCGCUGCCAAUCCUAAGACCAGCAAAUUCCUCGCAGAUCCGUCGUUCAUGAUGAAGCUUCAGCAGCUGAAGCAAAAUCCCAAUGAUACACAGUCAAUGUUCCAGGAUCCUCGAAUGAUACAAGUCUUAGGUGUUCUCAUGGGCGUGGAUAUGGAUAUGAUGGGAGGUGGAAUGCCCGGUGGGCCUCCGGGUGGAGAUGGCUCAGCACCCACAGAAGCUGAGGAGGAUGUCCCCAUGCCAGAUGCUCGGCCGGCCUCAACCCAACCACCAAAGACUAAGGAGCCCGAGCCAGAACCAGAGCCAGAAGACACGGAGGCACAGGAGAAAGCCAAAUCAAAGGCUGCAGCCGACGCAGAGAAGAAGCUUGGAACUGAGCAGUACAAGAAGAGGAAUUUUGAUGAAGCUAUCGCACACUAUACCAAGGCCUGGGAACUGUACAAGGACAUUACCUACCUCAACAACCUUGGCGCUGCGAACUUCGAAAAGGGAGACUACGAGGCAGCUAUCAAGGCAUGCGAGACAGCCGUCGAAGAGGGUCGCGAGAUUUAUGCCGAUUUCAAGAUGAUCGCUAAGUCUUACGCGCGCAUCGGUUCAUCGUACGAAAAGAUGGGCGACUUCAACAAGGCCAUUGAAAACUAUCAAAAGUCACUCACCGAGCACCGAACUCCUGAGGUUGUCAACAAACUCCGCGCCGUCGAGAAGACCAAGAUUGAGACUGCGAGAAACGCAUAUAUCGACCCAGAGAAGGCAGAGGAGGCCCGCGAGCUCGGAAACAAGAAGUUCAAGGAGGCAGACUGGCCUGCUGCGGUAGAGGCCUACAGCGAGAUGGUGAAGCGAGCACCCGAUGACCCAAGAGGCUAUAGCAACCGCGCUGCUGCGUUCAUCAAGCUCCUCGAGUUCCCCAGUGCGAUUGAAGACUGUGACCGAGCUAUCAAGAAGGAUCCCAAGUUCAUCCGCGCCUAUCUCCGGAAAGCGCAAGCCUAUUUCGGCAUGAGGGAUUACUCCAAGUGUCUGGAUGCCUGCACGGAAGCCUCCGAGGUAGAUGAGACGAAGGCGAACGGUAGAGAGAUUGAGCAGCAACAGCAGAAGGCGCUGUCUGCUAUGUAUUCUUCCAGGGAGAAUGAGACCGAGGAGGAAACGAAGGAGCGAAUCCAGCGGGACCCUGAGAUAUUGGGCAUCAUGCAAGACCCAAUCAUGCAAAGCAUUCUGCAGCAAGCGCAAGGCGACCCCGCUGCCCUGCAAGAGCAUAUGAGGAACCCCGGUAUCAAAGCCAAGAUCCAGAAGCUGGUAGCGGCGGGUGUUAUUCGAGUUGGAAGAUAA